Misgurnus anguillicaudatus (oriental weatherfish) is the source of this 1930-nucleotide messenger RNA. Its product is annotated as adhesion G-protein coupled receptor G5-like. Lineage: Eukaryota; Metazoa; Chordata; Actinopteri; Cypriniformes; Cobitidae. The record is from RefSeq and is a predicted model, not a curated record. Gene Ontology annotation, biological process: cell surface receptor signaling pathway; adenylate cyclase-activating G protein-coupled receptor signaling pathway. Gene Ontology annotation, cellular component: plasma membrane. Gene Ontology annotation, molecular function: G protein-coupled receptor activity.
UUACAGAGAGUUUUAUAUAUGACACUCCUGCUCCUGGUUGUGAUCUAUAACAUGGAUGCUGGAGAAACUUGUACUACAUAUAUUAAUGGAACCCUUACGUUGGAGAAUAAAACUACAAUGAGGCUUAACCUCUCAGAUUCAGCUGGACUCAACAUUAACGUGACUGACAUCGCUAAACGAUUAUAUUGUAAUUUCAGGAACUACUCUUGCUAUAUCGAAUGUUCCUUUUUCAAUGUUAGCGACAACUUUACCAAACCAAUAAACAUAAACGCAUGCGUGACCCUUAAUGAAGAGACAAGAGUCAACUUCACCAUAGAAAACAGUAACUCAUCUUGUAUUGUGGUAGCAUGCUUGAUAGGAGAGUUACGUAGACUCUUGAACACAAAAGAUACAGGGAUGAGGCUGCAAGAUCUGUCAAACAUUCCAAAAAUUAAAGGAAUGUGUCUGGAGACCUUCAAUCGGGACAUCUUUAUUCUGUACACCGGGGUGGAGCAGAAAGCCAUACACAACGUUAUAAACUUUACUAACCAAUCCAACAUCUACAGUAAUGAGGAUUUUGAACUGAGUGUGGUUAAUGUGAAUAUGAGCACGCCGGACACCGUGCUAGUCGACGUGCCACUUAUUUAUAGUGAUAAUCCUGAUUUACCAAUGCAACAAAUAGGGAUCCCAGUGGAGGCUUUCCAUAAGGUCACAGAGGCCCAGCCGAAAGUCGGUAUAGUGAAAUACAUAUCAGAUGAACACUUUAGGAGUAGUCUGACAAGUGAAUCCGAUAUUAUAUCCAAGAUCAUACGGAUUGAAGUUCCUGGAUAUGAUAUUAAGAAUUUGAAAAAUUCACUUAAAAUACAGUUCUCAGUAAAGAAAAACACUACGUACACUCGGAACUUCACCAUUUCAUGUCAGUUCUAUGAUAAUAAAGUUGACUACACGUGGAAAAGCGAUGGUUGUUUGACCAGUUACAGCAAUGACAGUUUUGUGGAGUGUUUGUGUGAUCAUAUGACACCAUUUGCUGUGCUUCUGACUUAUGCAAAAAUUGACAAAUAUCACUGGGAAAUAUUGUCAAUCAUCAGCUACAUAGGCUGCAGUCUGUCUGCAUUGUUCUGUGCCGUCUCCAUGUUGUCCUAUAUUGUUGAUAGUAAUGCCAGGAAAGAAGUGUCCACCAGCAUCCACGUGUCUCUGAGUGCUGCUCUGUUUCUCCUCAACAUCAGCUUCAUGCUCAGUGAAUGGGCCGCCACACUGACUAUAAAGGAAGUUUGUGUGUUUAUUGCUGUGACGAUACACUACAGUCUGUUGUGUUGUUUCAGCUGGAUGACCAUUGAAGCUCUGCACCUCUAUCUUCUUAUGAUCAGAGUCUUCAACAUUCACAUCAAGCACUACAUGGUCAAGCUUUCUCUGUUUGGAUGGGGAGUUCCCGCACUUUUUGUUGGAAGUUUGCUAUCAGUUAGUUUGCUAUCAGUUAAUAAAACUGAACAUUUUUAUGGCCCCUCCAGGAUGUCAUUAUCAAACGAAACACAAAAAUUUUGCUGGAUAACAUUUCCUACCCCUUAUGCCAUCAACAUUUCCUACUUAAUCCUCGUAUUCCUGUUCAGCACAGGAAUCUUGAUCACGGUGACUAGAAAGAUUUGUAUGAUGCGAAAAGUGGACAAAAGGCAUAAGGUGGCACCCUGCAAGGAUGUCCUCACAGUGCUGGGUCUCAUGUGUCUGCUGGGUACCACGUGGGGUUUGGCCUUCUUCACCAUUGGAUAUACAAACUACCCUAUUCUCUACCUCUUCUGUAUCUUCAACUCAACACAAGGCUUUUAUGUCUUCAUCUGGAUGUGUUUAAUAGCGAGGAAGAACAGAAAGCAACGGCCCCGUUUCGAGACUAAAUCCAUGACGGACACGUCCAAACUACAGUAAAGAUAUGUCCUAAUGUUUCCAUCCCAUGUUGGAC